CUUCAACAUGGACCCAGGAAAGUCCUCCGAUUCAGAUGUAAUGAAGGACCUGAAUGUGCGCUUCGCCAAGUAUAUCAACGAGAUUCGGUCCCUGGAGAAAAAGAACCGUACACUGCAGGUGGAGAUUGACCUGAUGCGAAGCGAAGCGGAAAAAAAAUCUGCUCAGUUUGAGAAACGCUGCGCCAACUUAAAUGCGCAGAUCCAGAACCUGAUAAAGGACAAAUCUGAUUUGGUUCAGCAGAUCAACAGUCUGAACGAAAGUUUGCUGAAAGAGGAGAAACAGAGAAAAGAAGCAGAACAAAGAUUUAUAGAUUUACAAGACGAGAAAGAUACAGAAAUCCAGGACCUGGAGUCGGAAAUUUCAACCCUGAGUGAGCAGAUCAGAAAAAAGACUAAGGAGCUGGAGACCUUGAAGACAGAAAUUACUAGCAGCUCCGGUGACGCUGUUGAUGGAAACACCUUGGAGGAGAUUUUGUCAAAAGUUAGGGAAGAGGCUGAAAGAAUUGCCGGGAACCACAAUGAUGCCGAGCUUAAAGAGCAACACAAAGCUAAGAUUAAAGAGCUAGAGGAUCGUCACCAGGAAGAUAUUUCAAAAAUGAAGAAAUACAUGGAGAGUUUGGAAACAAAGAUAGCAAACCAAUAUCGGGACUUGAAACAUUACGGCGAAAAGCACGAGAGACUGCAAAGUAAUGAGAUUUCGUUGAAAGCAGAAAUCAUUGCCUACAGGACUCUGCUGGAACUUGAAGAGAAGAGAGUCAAGUCAAACCCAAAAGACGUUAUCGGAAAGCAAUAAAUGUGCAGGAUGGAGCAGGUGAAGCCCUAAAAAGAAACCUGCCCCGCCAACAAGUGACAAGAAGAAACAGACGUAAAUGUGACCUCAUGGAGCGAGCCAGGGAAAGAACAUAUGAUUAAAAAAAAGAUAAAGACGCAUUAUAACCUGUACUGAUUGUGUUAAUUUCCUCUGCUGUUAUUUGGUUUUUUCCUUUGCCUUUGCUUGCUAGCUGUUUCCGUCUAAUGGGUCCAACAUGCAUGAAAUUUAAAAAGAUCAAUUGUUUUGGGAAUCAGACCAUCACAUUCAUGAGGAAUAAGUUGCUUUACUCAAUAUUUAUUUUAUUCUAGAUUGUUGGGAUAUGUGUGGUUUAGUCUGUAACUUUAAACAAAACUAACCUUUCGUGCAUUGUGCCUAUCCAAAGAUUUCUGAUGUUCUGAAGAAAAUAUGAAGGAUAAGUCCCUUAGUUACAUAAUAUGAACAACUAAUAUGAAGUAGUUGUUGACCAGCUUAAACACAAACACAUGUAGAAGUAGGUUGUCCUCCAUU
Messenger RNA from Fundulus heteroclitus (mummichog), 1318 nucleotides. RefSeq names its product keratin, type II cytoskeletal. NCBI's taxonomy places the organism in Eukaryota, Metazoa, Chordata, Actinopteri, Cyprinodontiformes, Fundulidae. Bases 8 to 793 code for a protein of 261 amino acids. The record is from RefSeq and is a predicted model, not a curated record. The transcript is spliced from 7 exons.